This is a messenger RNA of Drosophila melanogaster (fruit fly), 1996 nucleotides long. RefSeq names its product fizzy (gene fzy). The record is from RefSeq and is marked reviewed. Gene Ontology annotation, molecular function: anaphase-promoting complex binding; ubiquitin-protein transferase activator activity. The transcript has 3 exons. Lineage: Eukaryota; Metazoa; Arthropoda; Insecta; Diptera; Drosophilidae. The coding region runs from base 146 to 1726 and encodes 526 amino acids.
UACAUUUCCAAAUCGAACCGCCAUUUGUGUUGCAUCUCGAAAUCUGGAAAAAAUUCGAUCCAAGUGUUCUAUGAGCUUCUGUUUUUUAAUAAUAAUAAAUAAAUAAAUUCGAUAAUCAACUGACACCAGAAAAGAGCGGAACACAAUGUCGCAGUUCAAUUUUGUGAGCGAUUUGCAGAAUGCUCUCAUCAUGGACGGCGAGACGCGCGGACCUGCGCCCAGGUGGAAGAAGAAGCUGGAGGCGUCUCUAAAUGGAAGUGUGAAUACCACUCGGUCGGUGCUAUCCGUCUCGUACAACACCAGUUUCUCGGGUGUCCAGGCGCCCACGAAAACUCCGGGCAAGAGCAGCGAGGGCAAGACCAAGAAGUCCAACACCACGCCCUCUAAGACGCCAGGAGGCGGAGAUCGCUUUAUUCCGAAUCGGGCGGCUACCAACUUUGAGUUAGCACACUUUCUGGUGAACAAAGACUCCGGCGAUAAGUCCGAUGAGGAGAACGACAAGGCCACCUCGAGCAACAGCAACGAGAGCAAUGUCCAGGCUUCGGCUCACAAGGGCGACCGGCAGAAACUCAUCUCUGAAGUGGCCCAGGUCGGUGACUCCAAGGGCGGGCGCAUUUUGUGCUACCAAAACAAGGCUCCCGCUGCUCCAGAAACACACAACAAUCCCCUGAAGGUCGUGUACUCCAUUAAGACACCCAUAUCCACAAAGAGUGGCUCACGCUAUAUACCCACCACAUCCGAGAGGAUUCUGGAUGCACCUGAUUUUAUUAACGAUUACUAUUUAAAUCUUAUGGAUUGGAGUGCCGACAAUAUAGUGGCUGUGGCCUUGGGCAGUUGCGUCUAUUUGUGGAACGCACAGACCGGAAAUAUCGAGCAGCUUACGGAGUUUGAGGAGGGCGACUACGCAGGCUCGCUAUCGUGGAUCCAGGAGGGGCAGAUACUUGCCAUCGGCAACAGCACCGGUGCCGUGGAGCUGUGGGACUGCUCCAAAGUGAAGCGUCUGCGAGUGAUGGAUGGACACAGUGCCCGAGUGGGAUCCUUGGCCUGGAACUCAUUCCUGGUUUCCUCUGGCAGCCGGGAUGGCACCAUUGUCCACCACGAUGUGCGUGCACGUGAGCACAAGCUUUCCACAUUGUCCGGACACACGCAGGAGGUUUGCGGCCUAAAGUGGUCCACGGAUUUCAAGUAUUUGGCUAGCGGAGGCAACGACAAUCUGGUGAAUGUUUGGUCGGCGGCCAGCGGUGGCGUGGGAACUGCCACCGAUCCCUUGCACAAAUUCAACGACCAUCAAGCUGCAGUGCGUGCCUUGGCCUGGUGUCCCUGGCAACCAAGUACUCUAGCCUCUGGAGGCGGCACCGCCGAUCGCUGCAUCAAGUUCUGGAAUGUGAACAAUGGCACUUUAAUGAAAUCCGUGGACUCCAAGUCGCAGGUCUGUUCUCUGCUCUUUUCUCGCCACUACAAGGAGCUGAUCUCUGCGCAUGGUUUUGCUAACAACCAACUGACCAUUUGGAAAUACCCAACAAUGGUGAAGCAAGCCGAUUUGACUGGACACACGUCACGAGUUCUCCAGAUGGCCAUGUCUCCGGACGGCAGCACAGUGAUCAGCGCCGGAGCUGAUGAAACCCUGCGUCUUUGGAACUGCUUCGCUCCCGAUCCGUUGGCGUCCAAGAAGGCAGUUUCGACCAGCAAGGGCAAACAGAGCGUGUUCCGACAGAGCAUCCGUUGAUAUGCUCAGACCUUUAGAACUGUUUUUACCCCCUUGAUUGCUAAGUUUAAGCUUCAAUACUUACUACUGGUAUGUUUUCCAGACUAGACAAUUAUUUCUUGAAUGCAUAUCCAAUUUUUAUGUUCUCGUUUAAUGUUUCGUACUUUGUAAUUACGGAUAAAUCUCUGAUUAUGUGCCCCCGCCGACGAUAUAUGAAUAAUUAAAUUUUGUCAGUUACUUUUAUUGCUUAGAGUUAAGUUUGUGUGCGUAUAAAUAAAAUGCUUGACAUUC